Solanum dulcamara is the source of this 3576-nucleotide messenger RNA. RefSeq names its product protein SEMI-ROLLED LEAF 2. The record is from RefSeq and is a predicted model, not a curated record. The transcript is spliced from 20 exons. The coding region runs from base 347 to 3325 and encodes 992 amino acids. NCBI's taxonomy places the organism in Eukaryota, Viridiplantae, Streptophyta, Magnoliopsida, Solanales, Solanaceae.
UUUAACACAAAUAAGUGACCUGACAAUCACGUGAUCUCUCUCUUUCUCCCCGCUGCCUACUCGUCCACUCUACUACUACCAGUCUUUGAUUCUUGAACCCACCAUCCCCUCCAUUAACCCCACUCCCCCACCUAAACAAGCCCAUGUUGUUCUUUCCUCGUUUUAAGAAAUCUUCCUCAAAAUCCACGCGGCGUUGUCUGGUUUCUUGAAAUUCUUUCUUUCUUUCUUCACUUCCCAUUUUGCUCUUUUUCUCAAAGUUGAAACCAUUGUUGGGAGUUCUUGAAACCCCUUCACUGGAAGUUUUUUUUUUUUCACUCCCAGGAUCUUCUUUUGUAGUUGAAGGGAAAUGGGAUUUAUUUCACGGAAGUUAUUCCCAGCAUGUGGGAACAUGUGCAUUUGUUGUCCUGCUAUGAGGUCUCGAUCUCGACAACCCGUGAAGCGUUACAAGAAAUUGCUAGCUGAAAUCUUCCCUAAAUCACCAGAUGGCUCGCCUAAUGACAGGAAAAUAGUGAAAUUAUGCGAAUAUGCAGCAAAAAACCCUUUCAGAAUCCCCAAGAUCGCGAAGUAUCUUGAAGAGAGAUGCUUCAAAGAGCUGCGAAGUGAGCACAUUAAAAUUAUCAAUGUCAUUGCUGAGGUGUACAAUAAGUUGCUUUGCAUGUGCAAAGAGCAAAUGGCAUAUUUUGCUUCUAGCCUUUUAGACAUGGUUGUCGAACUGCUGGAUGACUCUAAGAGAGAUGCUAUCAGGAUUACUGGUUGCCAGACCCUGACCAGGUUUAUUUAUAGUCAGGUAGAUGGAACAUACACAUAUAACAUAGAAACUUUGGUUCCCAAAGUAUGUUCAUUGGCACGGGAGACUGGUGAAGAACAUGAAAAGCGCAGCUUGAGGGCAUCAAGUUUGCAAUGUCUUUCUGCCAUGGUUUGGUUCAUGGCUGAGUUCUCUCAUAUAUUUGUUGAUUUUGAUGAGAUUGUUCAUGUGACUCUGGAUAAUUAUGAGCCUGAAAUGCAUAAUGAAGACUUUGAACGAGGGGAGGCACAUCACAAUUGGGUGGAUGAAGUUGUUAGAUCUGAAGGUAGAGCUGUUGGUAGUGAAUAUGGUCCUUGCCAAAUCAGACCCAGACCUGAUAAGAAAGAUCCAUCUUUAUUAACAAGAGAAGAAAUUGAAACACCAAAAGUAUGGGCUCAAAUUUGUCUUGGAAGGAUGGCUGACCUGGCCGAAGAGAGCAGUACAAUGCGCAGGGUGUUAGAUCCAAUGUUUGUCCAUUUUGAUCAUGGGAGGCACUGGGUUUCUCCACAUGGAUUGGCUGUGAUGGUUCUCUCCGAUAUGAUCUACUUUGUUGAAAGUUCAGGAAAUCAACAAUUGAUUUUAACUGGUGUAAUUCGUCAUUUAGACCACAAGAAUGUGGCACAUGAUCCUCAGAUGAAGUCUUUUGUCAUUCAAACUGCUACUGCUUUGGCUCGACUCAUUAGAUUGGGAGCUAGUCUCUCAGACAUACGAUUUGUCGGUGACUUGUGCAGACAUUUGCGUAAGAGCCUUCAAGCAACUGUCGAAUCAGUUCAAGACCAAGAGCUUAACUUCAAUCUUGCACUUCAAACAUCCAUCCAAGAAUGCUUUCUAGAAACUGCUAAAGGGAUUGUUGAUGCACGACCACUGUUUGAUAUGAUGGCAAUGAUGCUGGAGAAGUUGCCCUCUCUUAAAGUGGUUGCCAGGGCUACAAUGGGAUCCUUGAUCAUUCUUGCUCAUAUGAUCUCGUUAGCAUCUGUUGUUUCACGAUGUCAGCAGGUGUUCCCUGAGGAGCUGUUUGUUCAGCUACUGAAAGUGACAUUGCAUCCAGACGUUGAAAUACGGAUUGGAGGACACCACAUCUUUUCUGUUCUCCUAAUUCCAAGUUCUAACCAUAUUAGACAUGACAUAGCCAACCACACAAGGAGAUGGAAUGCCAACGGCACAUCUACAUUUGUGUCAAUUACUUCUUUACUUGAGAAGCUUCGAAAGGAAAAGGAUGGAAUUAAGUUGAAGGAAGGGCAUGGUGUUCAAGAUGAUUUAAAGGAGAGAGAUAAUGUUGAUGAGGAACACAAGCAGGGUUUGGCCCUAAACAGUUCACCGAAGUUUCAAAAAUUUAGUUCUAUGAUUGAUUGUACAGCUGUAUCAGUUGGUUGCUUGAAUGAGGGUGAACCAUACAUUCUGAAGCUAAACAAGGAUCAAAUUGUCCAGUUGCUGUCAGCCCUCUGGCUACAAGCCAACAUGCCAGAUAAUUUACCUGCAAAUGUUGAAGCUAUAGUUCAGUCAUUCUGCUUAACACUUAUUACUUCACGUGUUAAGAAAACCAACAAUAACUUACUGAUCCGCUUUUGUCAGCUUCCUCUAUCACUUAUGAAGUUAUCCCUGGACCCUAAUAAUGGAUUGUUGCCUCCAGCAUACCAGCGUUCACUUCUUGUGUUAUCAGCUGCAAUGUUAGCAUUUUUGGCGAAGAUUUAUCAGAUAACUGAACUGAAUAUUUUACUUGAAACAUUGCGGGAUUUUGGUGUUGAUCCAUUUCUGGGUAUCAAUGAUGGUUAUCAAGUGUACCUGAAGCCUCACGCAGAUGUGAGAAAAUAUGGUUCUGCAGCUGAUAACGAAGCAGCUGUAUCAUCACUAUCAGAAUUGCGGAACAAAAUUCAAGAGUGUCAUGAGAUAAUAAAGGACAUCUUAGUUAACUGUUUGUCUAGCAUUGCAGAGGUUGAGGAAGAUGACGUAUUCAAGCAGCUGUCAGAGGAUUUCACACCUGAUGAUACUUUCAUCUUUUGUCUAAAAUCAAUGGUUGACAUGGAUCAUGUCCAAACAGGAUCACACUCCAGAGAUUCACCUUCAUUUGAUGAGGAAUUUUAUCUGAAUUCGUUUGUAGAGGAUGACAAAGUAAGUGAAUCCUCAAUUGCUGACAUCACCAGAUUUGUUCCCAGAAUUCCUAUGUCUCCAUCUCCUUCGAUGUCUCAUGUUGUGAGCAUUGGACAGCUUCUUGAAUCGGCACUCGAGGUGGCUGGUCAAGUAGCUGGUUCAUCUGUUUCAACUUCACCACUUCCAUAUGAUACCAUUGCUAGUCAAUGUGAAUCUCUUGGCACAGACUCCAGAAAGAAACUCUCUAAUUGGUUAGCUCAUGAAAAUCAUUGUGCAAAAGCAGCUGGUAUGGUGUAUCCUGCCUUCCCUGCAAAUGGGCCAUCAGCUGUUGCUAAGAUACUUCAAGAAGAUGGACCUGUUAGAGGACCUCCACUAUCAAAUGAACCAUGGCUAGCAUUGAGGCUACCUCCAGCAAGCCCUUUUGAUAACUUCCUUAGAGCAGCUAGAGGUUAGAUCGAUGCACACAAUGCAACUGCACCUUAGUUUGUAAAUGACAUCACAUUUAGCUAGUGAUCGACUAGUAGGUUUAGCUAACCCUUUUGCUUUAAUUCCAACUCUGGAGCUGUCAUGCCCCAGCUUAUCGAGUGUUUGUAUUACUAAGGUGUACUUUUGUUGUAUCAUUGUUGUAAACCGCAGUUUUACUAAGUUGUAUUUAAUUCUAACUUAUGUUAGUCCUCUAUAACUAGGCUUGCUUUACAACUCCA